Molecule: messenger RNA, 2534 nt
Organism: Corylus avellana
Lineage: Eukaryota; Viridiplantae; Streptophyta; Magnoliopsida; Fagales; Betulaceae
Source: RefSeq, a predicted model, not a curated record
UUGGGAGGAGAUAAUCAUGUAUAUCCUGAUGCAUAUGACUCAGAUGAGUUGUCUUAUUUGGAAAUUGAAAAAAUAGUAAAGACAUGGGUACAAGCAUGAUGACCUAAUAUACUACAAAGAACUUGACAAAAGCCUUGUUGAUGGGUUAAGACUCUUGUCUUCUGACCAUGACAUACUCGAAAUGGUUCAGCACCAUAUAGGCCACCAGGUAGUUGUGUUAUAUUUGUUAUCUUUUGAAGAUAAUGAAAACGAAGAUGAGUUGAUUGAUGAUGGUGAUAGGCAACGUUCUAAUAGGAAUGAUCCUGUUUGGUCUGAGGUACUUAGUAAUGAUGAUGAUGCUUUUGAAGUCGAUGACGACGAGGAGUUAGAAGUCAAUGAUAAUGAAUGUCAUGAGGUAGAAAUUGAUGCAGAGGGGGGUGAGGAUGGAAGUGAUGGAUGUCAUGAGUUAGAAGUUGAUGCGGUGGGGGGUGAUAAAAGCGAUGUGGGUGAUGGGUCACAAAUGGUUGUGUACAACAGCUCAAAUGUUGAUGACACCUCAAAUGCAGGCACAUCUAAGGGUAAGGAAGUUCACUCAUUCUCAUCAUCAUCAUCAUCAUCAGAUGAUGAUGAUAAGUCAUAUGAUUAUCCAAGUGAUAUAUUGGAGUCCCCUCGUGGUAGUGAUGAAGAUGUGUCAUCCCUACCUAAAUGUGUGACUAGGUGUCGCACAUUCCAAACAAUUGACUUGAUUAAUCUAAACAUGGAGAAUGAACAUAGAUUUCCAGAUGUGUAUAUGUUCAGAGAAGCUAUUAGACAAUAUAAUGUAUUAAGGGGGAAGGAUAUAGUUUUCAAGAAAAAUGAUAAGGAUAGGGUGUGUAUAGUGUGCAAAGAUAGUAGUUGUGAGUAUAGAGUAUAUGGGCGUCAAGUGAAGGGCGAAGAGACAUUCCAAGUAAUGUCUUUGAAUCCGAAGCAUUCAUGCUUGAGGCGAUACAAGAAUAAUAUCAUAACUUCUACUUGGAUAACUGAUAAAUUAAUGGGUGAGUUUAGAACCCAACCUGAUUUGCCAAUAAAAGCCCUCCAAGAAAAGGUAAAAGAUAAGUGGAAUGUUGAUGUGAAUGAUAGAAAGCUUUAUAGGGCUAGAAGAAAGGCAAAGUCAAAAAUAUUUGGGAAGUUAGAUGAACAAUACCAUUGAUUGUGGGACUAUGUUGCAACUAUUAGGAAAACAAAUGUUGGUAGCUGUGUAUUGUUGAGGGUUGAAAGACCAAUGUUUGAAUUGCCACCAAGAUUCCAAAGGAUGUAUAUCUCCUUAUCAGCCAUGAAAGCAGGGUUCAAAGCAGGUUGUAGGCUUGUAAUUGGGGUAGAUGCUUGUUUUCUCAAGGGCCCUCAUAAGGGACAACUCAUAAGUGCAGUUAGCAGGGAUGCCAAUAAUAACAUGUACCCCAUAACAAUGGCAGUUGUAGAAGCUGAGACGAAAGACAGUUGGUUAUGGUUCUUGGAAACACUUGUGGGUGAUCUUGGUCAAUGUGGCUUGACACAUGGGUGGACUUUCAUCUCAGAUAGCCAAAAGGGACUUAUUCCAAGCUUUGCACAAGUAUUGCCUAUGUUUGACCAUCGAACAUGAGUCCAGCAUUUGUACAAUAAUUUUAGAAAUGAUGGCAAUCGGGGAGUAUUACUAAAGGAUAAACUUUGGAAGAUAGCUACGACAUAUCGGAGGCUGAAUGUCUUGCACAUAUAGAAGAAUUGAAGCAAAUGAGUCAAAAGGCGCAUGAUUACCUUGCAAAAGUUGAUCCACGUACAUGGUGUAAGGCAUACUUCCAUUCUUACUCAAAGUGUGACCUAUUGGUCAACAACCUCUGUGAAAGUUGGAAUGCCUACAUUUUAAAAUUCAGGGACAAGCCAAUCUUACAUAUGUUCGAGAGGAUUAGGAAGAAAUUAAUGAGGAGGUAUCAAGUGAAGAAGGAGCGCAUUAAAGCUAUGAAAGGAAAAUUUGGCCCAAGGAUAGUUGAGAAGAUUGAGACCGAGGGUGAUAAAGCAGCUUAUUGUACAUCAACCUAUGCUGGGAAUGGAUUAUUUGAGGUAGAUUGCAAGGGUAAAAGUUUUGUGGUUGACUUGGGGAAGAAAACGUGUAGUUGCAGGAAGUGGGAGAUGGUUGGUAUCCCGUGCGCUCAUGCAUUUUCAGCUAUAUUAUAUGAUGGUGGAAAUCUUGAGGAUUAUAUUGACCACUAUUAUAGCAAGGAAAUGCAUUUAAAAGCAUAUGAGCCAAUAGUGUGUCCUAUGCCUAGUGAAGAGCAAUGGGUUAAGACCGACAUGGAGAAGAUAGAACCACCUAAGUAUAGAAUAACACCUGGUAGGCCUAAAAAAGUAAGGAGGAGGGGGCCUGAUGAGCCAAAGAAUCCAAAUAGGAUUAGAAAAGGUGGUAUUACUAUGCAAUGUUCAAAAUGUAGAAAGGUGGGUCACAACACAAGAACAUGUCCCGUUAAGAAGAGGCAAGAUGCAAUAAGGAAAGCUCAGAGAAAUUGGACUGCAGAACAUGCUAGAACAAACAGGAGUUUGGAUGA